AUCUUUUUUUUUAAACUUCGUGUCCAAAGUCAAACUACAUUGCAUGGAGCCGCUCGUAUCCGAUCUGACCGGCCCAUUUUCAACCAACACGGAGGUGCUAGUAUUUUUUAAACAACCACAUCCCUCCUUUUUUUGAACUGUUUGAUGAUAAUAUUGUAUUUUUAAAACAACCGCUCCGAUAUAUUUAAGCAGAAAUCUUGUGUCCUUUAGACAUUAGGUAGUUGCUUCAUUUGGAUUCUUGCAUUUUGUAAUAGUAAAAGAAGCUGAGGAAACUGCUUAAAUUAAUGUUUUUCUCCAUAGGAUUCUGAAUUACUCACUUCCUUGCAUUCCAUUUUUGUGAUAAAAGGCAUAAGAAAAAGGUCAGCUAUCACCUGAGUUUUUUUGCACAAAUUUUGACUCUGCUAUUUGAAAGCAGCCUAAUAUAAAAGAAGUAGCUUUUGGCUGUAGUUCACUGUCAUUUGAAUUGUACAUUUUUUUCAGAAAUCAUGUGCAAGAACAGUUCAUUCAUAUUAUAGCAUAUGAUAAAAUUUGGACCACGAUUGAGUAGUUGAGUUUCAGCUUCUGUCAAGUCUUUUGGAUUCAGUAGAACAUGUCCAAAAAAAGAAGUCUUUUUCCUGAAUUAUUGGUGCUGUUUUGCUGCUAAAUUUGGAAUUCUUUUUUUGCAUAGAUUUCACAAAGUGAUCUUCUUUAUGUACUUCAAUUUGUCUCAGAAUCUUGACCACAACCUCUUCUCUCACCAGAAAAAAAGGAUAAAACUUAUAGAACAAAGGUUCAAUCUUUUUCCUUUUUACCUUGAGUUUCUUGAGAAAUUCCUAGGCUUAAGUUGUUAAAAAGGGACUUAUCAGUUGUCUCUGGAGGGUCUCUUCUUGAAAUGUCAGCAAUAAUGCAUGUAAAGUUUUGUUCUUGAAAGUUUAAAAGGCAAAGGUUUGGAAACUGUUCUGGGGCAAUGAGUACUAGGGAAGUGAAGAAAAAGGAAAAGAAGCAGGAGGAUAAGAGUUGUAAUGUUGCUGAGAAAGUUAUGGUGGCUGUUAAGGCAUCAAAAGAGAUACCUAAGACUGCUCUUUUGUGGGCUUUGACUCAUGUUGUUCAACCUGGAGAUUGCAUUACACUUGUUGUGGUUGUACCUUCACAAAGUUCUGGUAGAAAGCUGUGGGGUUUCCCCAGGUUUGCUGGAGAUUGUGCCAAUGGUCACAGGAAGUCAAAUUCUGGAAAUAGUACUGAGCGAACGUUAGACUUAACAGAUUCCUACUCUCAGAUGAUCCUUCAGCUCCAAGAUGUCUAUGAUCCUACUAAGAUAAACGUGAAGAUUAAAAUUGUUUCUGGUUCACCACAUGGAGCUGUGGCUGCUGAGGCAAAGAGGACUAAAGCUAAUUGGGUUGUUUUGGACAAACAUCUCAAACAUGAGAAGAAAUGCUGUAUGCAAGAGCUGCAGUGCAAUAUCGUAGUAAUGAAGCGAUCUCAACCAAAAGUUCUCCGCCUAAAUUUAGUUGGUUCACCUAAAAAGGAACCUGAUGUUGGAGGCUCAUUACCUUCAGAGCAAGCUCAAUCUUGCGGAAAAGAAGUAGAAAAAAACAAUUCAUUGGAUUCUUGUAGAGGUCCACUAGUCACACCAACAAGUAGUCCAGAGAUGUUUAGUGCUACUGAAGCCGGUACUUCAUCAGUUUCAAGUUCUGAUCCUGGAACUUCACCAUUCUUGAUCACUGAAGUAAAUAGAGAUUUGCACAAAGCAGAGUUGUUAGCCUUAAAGGAAGAUCAAGAUGUAGAUGAUUCAAGUUCAGAGAGUGAGAGUGAAAGUCUAGCUUCUUCAAGUUCAAGAUUCCAAUCGUCGAUAGUGGACAGUGUCGAUUCACAUAGUCAACUCUCUCAACUCCAGGGAAGCUCACUUAGAUCUUUUGACAGGUCUCAAAUAUCUACAACCAAGUCAUUGCUGGAGAAGUUGACUAAGCUUGAUAUAGAAGGUGGUAGUGGAUCACCGAGUCCAUUAACCAGAAGUGCACCUCUUGGCGCCCCUCCCUUGUGUUCAAUAUGCCAACACAAGGCACCUGUAUUUGGGAAACCUCCGAGGUGGUUCACUUAUACUGAACUGGAGCUUGCAACAGGAGGAUUUUCACAAGCCAAUUUCUUGGCCGAGGGAGGAUAUGGAUCUGUUCACAGAGGAGUCCUUCCAGACGGUCAAGUUGUUGCUGUCAAGCAACAUAAAUUGGCAAGUUCUCAAGGAGAUCAAGAAUUUUGCUCGGAAGUUGAAGUGCUCAGCUGUGCUCAGCACCGUAAUGUUGUCAUGUUGAUAGGAUUCUGCAUUGAGGACAGGAGAAGAUUGCUAGUAUAUGAAUAUAUAUGCAAUGGUUCUUUAGAUUCUCAUCUAUAUGGACAUAAUAGGGACCCUUUGGAGUGGUCUGCACGUCAAAAGAUUGCUGUUGGAGCUGCACGUGGUUUGCGAUAUCUUCAUGAAGAGUGCAGAGUGGGAUGCAUUGUCCACCGGGACAUGAGACCCAACAACAUUCUCAUCACACAUGACUUUGAACCAUUAGUGGGAGACUUUGGUUUAGCUAGAUGGCAACCGGAUGGUGAUACAGGUGUUGAAACAAGAGUACUCGGAACGUUUGGGUACUUGGCUCCCGAGUAUACUCAAAGUGGCCAGAUUACUGAAAAAGCUGAUGUUUACUCACUUGGAGUGGUGCUCAUAGAACUUGUAACUGGUCGAAAAGCAGUGGAUAUUACCAGGCCUAAGGGCCAGCAAUGUCUCACAGAAUGGGCACGUCCCUUGUUGGAAGAAUGUGCAAUCGAUGGGCUAAUAGAUCCCCGACUAGGAAACAGCUACUCAGAGCACAAGGUGUGUUGCAUGUUGCAUGCUGCAUCUUUGUGCAUACGACGAGAUCCUCAGGCUAGGCCUCGCAUGUCUCAGGUACUUAGAAUUCUUGAAGGUGACCUGAUUAUGGAAUCUGGUCAAUUGUCUACUACACCUAGGUAUGAUGUGGGAAGCCAAAGUGGAAGGAUUUUGUCUGAUCACCACAUACAGUAUCAAAGGUACAGUGGCUCCAUACUAAAUGAUGGAUUGGAGGGAUUAAGUCCAAAGCUAUCAUUUGACAAAAGGAGCCCUUCCAUUAUUUGGGAUAGGGAUAAUCAUAGGACUGCAUUUUCAGGCCAUCUAUAAAUGCUUGGUACUGACUCUUGUUAACAAACGUAUAUUUGCUGCUUUAGCAGCAGAUCAAGCCACUGUAUAGAAGUGAGGCAUAUUAGUGUAAGUUUUGCAUUGAGACCUGUCUUACUUCUCAACGAAACGUUAGGUUUUUGAGGCAUUGGAUUCUCACUAAUGUUUGCAGUUCCGCUUAGUCCACCAUAGGCUCCUUCACUAGGAUCAACAGUGGUCAUUGUUUUUUCUUCCUUUUGUGGCUCGAACCAAACCUUAUGGUCAAAAGUGGAGCGGUGGUUCUACCAGUAGAGCAAUCCUCACUCGUCUGUGAUUGUUUAGAGACAACAUACUUACAUUUGUACAAACGCCAAGCUUACCAAAAAAUAUUCUCGCGCCCUAAUUGCUAAA
Molecule: messenger RNA, 3538 nt
Organism: Nicotiana tabacum (common tobacco)
Lineage: Eukaryota; Viridiplantae; Streptophyta; Magnoliopsida; Solanales; Solanaceae
Product: inactive protein kinase SELMODRAFT_444075-like
Biological process (GO): protein phosphorylation
Molecular function (GO): ATP binding; protein kinase activity
Source: RefSeq, a predicted model, not a curated record